ACUCACAAACGAUUUUCAAGUCGCUUUGAACAUUUUUCCAACUGGAAAUGUCUCUUGAAAUCGGUUGCCAGACUCACUCACAUCGCUCAAAGCUUCUCAAGCAAAAACAGUGACAGCUGUCGAGGUUGGCAUUACUGCAACAACAUCUCAUCUUCAGAAAUGGAUAAAGCGGAGCGACUGAUCAUUCACACAGUGCAACAAGAGUGCUUCUCACAGGAAAUCUCUGCAAUCAAAAAAGACCAAAGUCUACCAAAGAACAGCUCUAUUCUCAGACUCAAUCCAUUCAUCGAUAAUGAGGGGCUCCUGAGAGUUGGAGGACGUUUGCAGCAUUCUAUGUUACAAAGAAACGAGGCAAACCCAGUCAUAAUACCCAACAAACACCACAUUGCAACUCUGCUAGUGCGUCAUCAUCACGACAGAGUGAAACACCAGGGAAGGCAUCUAACAGAAGGAGCCAUUCGCACCAGUGGACUGUGGUUGGUUGGAGGUAAGCGACUCAUAAGCACCAUCAUUCACAAGUGUGUGUUUUGCAGAAAGCUACGUGGACUGUCAGAACAACAGCUCAUGUCUGAUCUACCUGAAGAAAGGCUCAAAGCGGACCCACCAUUCUCAUAUGUGGGCCUGGAUGUUUUUGGCCCAUGGGAGAUUGUGACAAAACGCACAAGAGGAGGUCAAGUGAACAACAAGAGGUGGGCAGUGUUGUUCACAUGCAUGUCUACCAGGGCCAUCCACAUUGAGGUUGUGGAAACAAUGACUGCCUCAAGCCUCAUCAAUGCUCUCCGGAGAUUCUUUUCACUCCGUGGACCAGCCAAGCAACUCAGGUCCGACAGAGGGACCAACUUUAUUGGCGCCUGUAAUGAGCUGAAACUAUCACCACAGGAUGCCAAUAACACAAUCAAAGACUAUCUGACAGAACAGAGGUGCACCUGGGAGUUCAACCCGCCCCAUGCGUCCCACAUGGGUGGGACUUGGGAAAGAAUGAUUGGGGUUUCUCGCCGCAUUCUAGAUGCUCUACUCCUAGAUGUGAAGCGACCUCAGCUCACCCACGAAGUCUUGGUGACCUUCAUGGCAGAGGUCACAGCUAUUGUUAAUGCCAGACCCCUUGUGCCGAUUUCGACAGACCCUGAAGCUCCACUGGUCUUAACUCCAGCUAUGCUUCUUACUCAGAAAACAGGAGCUCCCCCUACAGUUCCAAACAACCUGACCGAGAAGGACGUCUUCAAGAGCCAAUGGAAGAGAGUUCAAAUACUAGCCAACAACUUUUGGACAAGAUGGCGGAAAGAAUAUCUCUGCACCCUUCAAGGUCGUCAAAAGUGGCUUGUAAAGAAAACAAAUCUCAAGGAAGGAGAUGUUGUCCUCCUGAAGGACUCCACUGCAAAGCGCAACGAGUGGCCCAUGGGACUUGUUGAGAAGACAUACCCCAGCAGGGACGGGCUUGUGCGAAAAGUGGAUGUAAAAGUUGCAAGACAUCAGGAUGUAAAGACAUUCAGCCGACCAAUCUCGGAACUGAUUCUUCUAGUGACGCCUAGUAAUGUGGACAUUUGAUUUAGUGGCAUCUCUUAAAGACGCCAGGCGGGGAGUGUAAUGGAACUUGUUUAACUUAAUGUUAUUCAAUGUUUAGUUCAUUUACUGAGGCCACCUAGUGGCAAAUGUUAUAAUUGUGUGUAUUGCUAGUUCACAAACGCCAUCUUGUGGUCACUUUUAUUACUACAACUUGUUUACCAGAAAGGAAGAAAGCCUGUUCAUCCAUCUGCUCUGAAAGAAGCAGUUUUUGUUGUGUUUUCUUUAAUCUAAGUGCAAAACGGCAUCGUCUUUUUACACGAUUCUCAUUAAAUCCUGCUAAAGAACCUAAUGCAGUGCUUCUUGGUGGACGAAUGGGAAAGUGUUUAGCUACCUGUAUAGCUGAGUUACUGCUGAAGGCCACAGUGCUUAGCGAGG
Molecule: messenger RNA, 1938 nt
Organism: Cyprinodon tularosa
Lineage: Eukaryota; Metazoa; Chordata; Actinopteri; Cyprinodontiformes; Cyprinodontidae
Exons: 2
Coding region: 160-1545 (461 amino acids)
Biological process (GO): DNA integration
Molecular function (GO): nucleic acid binding
Source: RefSeq, a predicted model, not a curated record